Epinephelus moara (kelp grouper) is the source of this 9591-nucleotide messenger RNA. RefSeq names its product calpain 7 (gene capn7). Gene Ontology annotation, molecular function: calcium-dependent cysteine-type endopeptidase activity. The record is from RefSeq and is a predicted model, not a curated record. Lineage: Eukaryota; Metazoa; Chordata; Actinopteri; Perciformes; Serranidae. The coding region runs from base 256 to 2724 and encodes 822 amino acids. The transcript is spliced from 21 exons. Gene Ontology annotation, biological process: proteolysis.
CACCAUGGUUGUUUUGGUAUCCGCUAAUGUAGCAGUCAUCUGUCAGAAAGGAGGUGAUAAACUUUAACUAGCCAGUUUUAUCCACUGGAUUAAGGCCGCACGUCAGUAUCGUCUUUACUAUGUCCUGUCCAAGUUGAUGAAACGAACCGUACUUCGAGUUAAAGACAGAUAUUUAGUUAUUUUGGCGAGUUGUGUUAGCUGGUGGUUAGCUAGCCUGUUAGCUGGCUGUCACUCUGUCAACAAGUUGUGUUCAGGAUGGACUGCACGGCGCUGGAGCUCGAUGCUGUCAAAUUUGCCAAAACAGCUGUCACCUAUGACCAGAGCGGCAAAUACAACGAGGCUGUGUUUUAUUAUAAGGAAGCAGCCCAGGCCCUGAUAUACGCUGGCAUGGCGGGGUCCAAACUGGAGGGGAUCCAGGACAAAGUGAAUGAGUACUUGGAUCGAGUUCAAGCCCUCCACAAUGCUGUCCAGAAGAGCGACCCGCUGAAGUCCCGGCAGCAGGUGGACCUGGAGCGCGCCCAUUUCCUGGUCACGCAGGCCUUUGAGGAAGACGAGAAGGGAAAUUAUGAUGAAGCCAUUGAGCUGUACUCUCAGGCUGUGGAGCUGUGCAUUGACACGUCCAACCAGACAUCAGACCAGGCGCUGCAGACCAAGCUGAAGCAGCUGGCACGUCAAGCUUUAGACAGGGCGGAGGGUCUCAAAGAAUCCCAGUCCAGAUCAACUCCAACUCAGGACAGGACGGGGCCUCCUGGAGCCAAGCCCAGCAGUGGGGCCAGCUCUGGGGGACCAGUCCGCCAGUACUUCCCUCUGGGGCCAGACUUCAGCCUCCAUGACCGACCACAGCCCCAGCCGAUACGAGCAGUCCAGUCCAGCGAGCCCCAGGGUCAGCGCUACACGUCUGAGGAGAUCGAGGUGCUCAGGAGUACAUCUACAAUCAAUGGCAUAGCCUACGUGCCCUUCAUGAGUGUGGACCUGAGGGAGCGAUUUGCCUUUCCUGUUCCUUUCUCGGACAAAACAGGGAAACUGGCACUGUCUCCCAAACAGAAAGCCAUCUUCUCCCGCUGGGUCCGGCCAGACGAGAUCGGCAAUAACCCCACCAUGAUCAUGUCUGUGUCCAGCUUCAGCAUCAAACAGACGGUGGUGUCUGACUGUUCGUUUGUGGCGUCACUGGCCAUCAGUGCGGCCUAUGAGAGACGCUACAACAAGAAACUCAUUACCAGCGUCAUCUACCCUCAGAACAGACGAGGAGAACCAGAGUAUAACCCGUGUGGGAAGUACAUGGUCAAGCUUCACAUUAACGGAGUUCCCAGGAAGGUGAUCAUAGACGACUACCUGCCGGUGGAUCGUAACGGAGAGCUGCUGUGCUCCUACUCCAGCAACAGGAACGAGCUGUGGGUCUCCCUGAUAGAGAAGGCCUACAUGAAGGUGAUGGGAGGCUACGACUUCCCUGGCUCCAACUCGAACAUUGAUCUGCACGCGCUCACCGGCUGGAUCCCCGAGCGCAUCGCUAUGCACUCAGACAAUCAGUCAUUCAGCAAGGACGACACUUUCCGUAUGCUCUUCCAGAGGUUUCACAGGGGUGACGUCCUCAUUACCACGGCAACGGGGGUGAUGACAGAGGAAGAAGGGGAGAGAUGGGGCUUAGUCCCAACGCACGCCUAUGCUGUUCUUGACAUCAGGGAACACAAGGGAAUGCGUUUCCUGCAGCUGAAGAAUCCGUGGAGUCAUCUGCGGUGGAAGGGACGUUACAGCGAGCGGGAUGAGAAGAACUGGACACCUGACCUCCUCAAGUACCUCAACUUUGACCCCAAAACAGCACAGAAGUUUGACAAUGGUGUUUUCUGGAUUGCAUGGGAGGACCUUUGUCAGUACUAUGAUGUCAUCUACCUGAGCUGGAACCCCGCCCUGUUCAAAGACUCCUCCUGUAUUCACAGUAGCUGGGAUGGGAAGCAGGGUCCAGUGAAGGACGUCUACAGUCUGGCCAACAACCCACAGUACAAGCUGGAGGUCCAGUGUCCAACAGGGGGAGCAGCUGUGUGGGUGCUGCUCACCAGACACAUCACUGACAAGGACGAUUUUGCACAGAACAGAGAGUUUAUCACUCUCGUCGUUUACAAGACAGAUGGGAAGAAAGUCUACUACCCAGCGGAUCCCCCUCCUUACAUCGACGGCAUCCGUAUCAACAGCCCACACUACCUGACCAAGAUGAGGCUGACCAGCGCGGGGACACACACCUUCACACUGGUGGUUUCCCAGUACGAGAAACAGAACACCAUCAACUACACACUGCGGGUGUACUCUGGAUGCAAAUUCACCUUCUCCAAGAUCCCAAAUCCCUUCACUCAAACCAAAAGGAUCAAUGGUCAGUGGAAGGGCCCCAGCGCUGGAGGUUGUGGGAACUAUAAGGAUUCAUACAAACACAACCCCAUCUAUCAGAUCAACCUGGAGCGGGGAGGACCGCUGCUCGUCGAGCUCCGAGGAUCCAGGCAGUACAGUGUCGGCUUUGAGAUGGUGACCGUGUCGACGGUGGGAGAUCCAGGCCCGGCUGCCUUCCAGAAAAAGAGCAGUGGAGAUUACAGAUGUGGCUUCUGCUACAUGGAGGUGGAGCACGUCCCAGCAGGCAUCUACAACGUCAUCCCCACCACCUUCUUGCCCAAACAGGAAGGACCCUUCUUCCUGGACUUUGCCAGCACCUUGCCCAUCAAGGUCUCUCAGCUCCAAUGAAGAUGGAGCUGGAGAGAGGACGGGGCAGGGUGACUGGGAGAGAGUGUCAUGGGAUGUCACUGGAACUGUACUUUGGAUGUGAUGAGGUACCAAUGAAACACAAAGACGCCCAGAAUGUGUCACAGCGUCUCCCCAGCUCCUCUCACUGAGACCUUUGCUGAGGACAGACUGUGACCAAACCACACAGUUCAGUGAAGGAAUAAUUUAUUAGUAAGGAAUCAGCAGGAGGAACCUCAGUGUGGAAUAAAACCCGUCAACAAUCGAGAUGUUUUGGGACAAAAUAAAAUAUGCUUACAUCAGAAAUUACACAGUGAUAGUGACAGAGAGCAGUUGUACUUCCAUUUGCCAUAAUAAGAUCGACACAGAAUCUAUGGAGCAGCGGUGUCGUUGCUCUGAUCAGACUGUUAAAUCUGUUGGAUCUCAUGAGGUAACAGUGAUCAUGUGACCACUUCCUGGACUCGACAGGAUGAGGAGAAGUAAUGGGCUUGAAAUGAUCACCAGCCAAGGCUGCAUGAGAGCAGCAAAGUCUUUUCAGGUUCUGUUUUGCUGCAGUGAGCACCUCAACAGUCCACAAGUGCGUUCUGAGUUUUUGAUCCUGGGUGGAUUUUUUUAAGUUAAGGCAUAUGUCAUUUUUCUAAGUUCCUUAGAGAGCUAGGAGAGCAUCUGUCCUCAUUCUUUCAUGGCUUGGGACCCUUGAUUACAGUGGUAUAGUAUCUUCAUUCUGCAGUGAGCAGCGAUGUCUCAGACAACAGUGUUCUUCCAACUUUGUGGCAACCAGCUCCAUAAAGAAAUGCUUUUCCCAGUUUCGUUUUGAAGAACUUGACUGACCUGCACAGAGCUCUGAUCCCAUCCCCAUCCAACAUGAGCUAGUGUUGGACUUCACUGAUGCUCAUGGGGUCAAUGGGAGUAAACGCCUUUGCACACCAAGUCUGUAUUUUUCGUAGGCUUUUAAAAUUUGUCAUCUGAUAAAAAUGGUUACGCACAGAAACCUGCACAUUGAAUUAGUCCAUUGUGUUUCAUUGUUUUCUCUCUCUUGCUGCAGAUCCUUAAAAAGUCUAAAGCCCAGUUCAGACCAAAGAUUUGCAACAAGAUGAAACCGCUUUAGAACGUUGCAGAGAAAAGAUGCAGCGGUGUGAACUGGCCGUCUGAGCUCGACUGAAGCCAGCUGAUGGUGACACCUGCAACUCAGCUGGUCAAAUUGUGGGCGGCUGGUUUUAGAACGUAAAGCUCAUCGCCUGUUUCUACAGCCGAUCGGCUUGUAGUGAAGUCCACUGGUCCGGUGUCGGGAUGGUGGGUCACUGCUGCUGCUGCUGGCUGUAUGUGCUUAUGCUUAUUUUGGUGUAUUGAUUAUGAAUACAGUCCUUCUGAUGCUGGUUUUGUGUCUGUUUCUUGCCGUUUCAUCACUACAAAUGCAGCUGUAGCCAGUAUCUCACUAUCACUAUCCUCAUUCAGAUUUUAAGAAGCUACAAAUUAUAUUCAGCCACAAAAUAAGUCUGAAACACUGCAAAUCAGAACAGAAGUACAGAGAGUUGUUGACUAGAGAUGAUACACCGUCUCAUCUAGUUGCAUUGGUGUGAACCAGCAGGUUUUCAGAAUGCUGCAGAAUGACACAUUGCCAGUAGUUUAUUGUUUCAUCUCAUCUCGUCGUGAAUCUUUGGUCUGAACUGGGCUUUAGGGAGCAUUGAAUUCGGGCCGUAGAAGGCCGUAAUUGGUGUAAAAUCUCUUAAGUCAAUAUUUCAAAAGUCUUCAGAAUGCUCGGACAUGGGAAGUAGGAUUUUAUGAGUAUUAAUUUCCUGACGUUGCAUUGUAAAAUGUCAAAAUAGUUUUUCUUAAACAAUAUACAGAAUUCCUCUUGCAAUAACAUCACACUGAUCAGGAUAGUGGAACAAACACCACUCAUAUUUUGUUUCUGCUCAGAGCAGAGGAUCCACUCUCCGUCCACGUCUUGCAUUUCGCACUGCAGCUACCAGAGUUAUGAAAUGACACUGUGCACUAGGGCUGGCAAUCACCAGAGGAUCUACGAUACGAUAGUAUUAAGAUACUAAAGUCAUAUUAUUGGGAUGUUAAAUAUGUUGCGAUAUGCUGAGUAUUUUGAUAAAACAUAUUGUGGUUAUCGCCUUUUUUCAACUGUAAAUUUUGUCCCCAAAAGAAAACUUUGUCAACAUCUGUUUUAUCUGAUAAGAUAAAGUUUUCAGUCUGUUCAUCUCACUUCAGCUGUCUUCUUUGCAGCAGUAAAAUGUAUCUAGAAGACUGAAAAAGCAACUGAGUAUAUUAUUCCAAAAGGCUACUUAAAGUUAAAUUUGUAUUUGAAAUUUUAAUAAGUUAUAUUAAAAACAAAUCGUGUGACGAUACAAUAUUGCCACACAAAAAUAUUGCGAUACAUUGUUGUACCAAAUUUUCCCCGACCCCUACCGUGCAGACAUAAAAUUUUACUCUGCCAUAAGCAUCAUUAUUGCUGGUGUGCAUUUCUGGAUAGUCUCAUGUUGCCUUCUCUUUCAAGGAGAAGACUUUGCUCCCAUAUAUUUCUCCUCCUUUUUCCUGCUGGCCUGCUGUUCGCUUCAGGCCUGUUCCUCUCUCUUGAUGUGGACGUAUGUGUCCCGCAGGUUACGCCACAGUUUCUUCACUGCUCUUUGUUCGAACAACUCUCUAAAGGCUUUUCAUAAAAAAGAAACUUGUUCGGGAAACUUAGACAAUGGACAAAAGUUUCGGAGUUGGUGUGCAAAGGCCUUAAAUCUCUGCAGCCAGGUUGGACAGACUGUGAGUGGAGGCUGUCAUAGCAGCCAAGAAGUGGAUCUUAGUUGAGACUUUGGGUGAAAUUUGACAAAUGUCUCUGGAACAUCCGCCUCAUUUUCCUGUUAGAAACCAGAGCAGUGACAGCUCAGCGACAGUGAUUCAUCCAUGCAGGCAGGUGCAGGAAAGGUUCAUGAUGAUGUCUCAGUAAGAGAGAGACCUGUCAAUCAUCCAGUGUGGAGUCAGUGUGGAGUGACGGCUGUCUGUGGUGAAUUCAUACACAGUCCUGCUGAGCAGAAAUAGCAGGAAAGCUUUUCCCUGCUGUAACUUAAGUUGUGUUGUACAUCACAGUGUCACCUCUCCACAGAAAGCAAAAAUAAAAAUCAAGCCCAAGAUAUAAACCCGAUUAAACCAGAUCAUAAAUUUAUGAUCAUGAUAACUCUUUGUUAUGGAAAGCCAUGGAAAGAACAUACACGGUGUGACAGGAUGGAAAAUGAACUCGUGCUUGAGAUGCUCAUAACUGCAGAACAACUUGAGAAGAAUAAGUUGCUUGAUUCUGGCAGCCAUGAUACAAAAUUUUACUUUUAUCCCUGUCUUUAUUCAAGAGCGUGGUGUUUCAAUUUGAAAACAAGAUUCAGUAAUUUAACUUUCAAGUUUUGUUUUCCUUCCCUCAAACCCCUGCCCUCACACUCAAACAGCUCCUGCUCUGCUCCUGUUCAGACUGUCUGCUUUCACUCAGACAUAUUGUUGCCGUCACAGAUUUCCUGCGCUCCAGGAUAUUUUAAAGAACAGGUGCCAGGCAGUUGAUGGAUUUCGCACAUUUUAGGUGUUUAAAUGUUAAAAGAUUUAUAUAGAGGUUUCACAUUUUUACAAUUGGAAGAUUGUCAGCAUUGACACUGGAGAGGGGCUGAAGAGCCACAUGUGGCUCCGGAGUCACAGGUUGCCUCCUUCUGUCGUAAAGCGUCUCAUGCAGGUGGUUACUCUUUAACCAGGUUCAUUCACUUUAUUAAAUGUACUUCCCUUGUUUUUUUCAGCUUUUGACAUUAAGGACAGUGAAUAAACAUGCUAGCGCCCUUACUUUUUUACUAUAAUAGUUAGCUAUGUUCAGCACACUGACGGGAGGCUGAUGUGCUCUACAGCUACUGUUAUACUGGAGGACAAAAUGUCAUGUGAUCUGAGAGCAGACACUUCACAAGUGCACAGAAAGACCUUGAGAGCGAGGAGUAAAGCUCAAGCUGGAGCACAGGAAAUCUGUGAAAGCAACACUAAAUGAGUGAUAGCAGAGCAAACAAAGUGCAACAGAGGGUGUUUGAGGGAAAGAAAACACAAUUUGAAGGUUGAAUUAAUAAAUCUUGCUCUCAAAUUUAAAAAAAAAAAAACAAGCUCUUAGACAAAGAUAGAGAUAAAACCCUGUAAGAAUUUCCACAAAUGAAAGCCUCAGUCGUCCCUUUCUUUAAUUAUUGCUCCACCUGACGAUCAGACUCAGAGUUAAACAGUCCGGAGUCAAACUAGUAAAACCUGAUUUAAGGUCUGUGAGGUGGAGAAGCGGUUAGUGUCCUUAAAUGACCGUGAAGGUUUUUUAUUCUCAGGAGCAGUGCAGCAGAGCAGCACCACAGGGAAUCCAGUAUGGCAGCAGUUGAAUGAUGUCUCUUCAUGUUGUCUGUGGAUGUGACGGCUGAGUGAUGAAAUAUCAGCCUGAUUUCACUGACAGGCCUCACGUCAGCAGCACUCAGCUUCACACAGGUGUCACACGCUGUAUGUGCGAUACCUCUAUGUGUGUGUGUGUGUGUGUGUGUGUGUGUGUGUGUGUGUGUAAAUGUUGGAUUGUCCACCUUCUACAAGUAAAAUGUAAAUGUAUUCCCAAGUACACAUCCUCUGUUUACCUUUUUUUGCUGAUAUACUGCACUUUUUUAUCAUUUCACAUUACUGUUAUUGUCACACACAAUGUAUGGAAAUGAAUAUGUCACUUUGUUUCUUCAACGCUCGCAGUUUGAAAUGUAUUCAGAAAGCGUCUCACCUGUCCGUGGUCACCUUGUUUUCAGGGUGAAAAGUUUCACCCAUCAGCAGUCUGUCAUGCGCAAAUGUUGCUGCUGCUUGUCUCUGCAACUCGAGCAGUCACAUCACAAUUCUUUGCCACCGGCAUCUGUUGCAGUCGUGGGUUCGCUGUGGAGGAUUAGGGUCUCAUUUAUAAUUGCGUACGCACAAAUCGAGGCCUGAACGAGACGUGCGCCACCUCCCACAGAAAAGUUGUGAUCUAUAAAAACAGACUUGAUGGGAGAAACAUUGCUUACGAACAUUUUGGAGACGGGAAAUUGGCAAUGCAGAUGGUGAGGUGGAAGCCUGAUUGUAGACAUUGUCAAAUAUUUUUUGGUGCACGCCAUCAUGUAGAAUCAGUCAGCCACUGUCAACCUUAAAGGGAUAGUUCAGAUUUUUUGAAGUGUUGUUGUGUGGGUUACAUGUGCAUAGACAGUAUAUUUCAUACAGUAGAUGUCAGUCGGUACGCUCCAAAGAGCAUGGUUCGAAACCAGGGGUGGAGUUUGCAUGUUCUCCCUGUGUCAGCGUGGGUUUCCUCCAGGUGCUCCAGUUUCCUCCCACAGUCCAAAGACAUGCAGGUUAAUUGGUGACUCUAAAUUGUCCGUAGGUGUGAAUGUGAGUGUGAAUGGUUGUCUGUCUCUAUGUGUCAGCCCUGUGAUAGUCUGGUGACCUGUCCAGGGUGAACCCUGCCUCUCGCCCAGUGUCAGCUGGGAAAGGCUCCAGCACCUCCCGCGGCCCCUAACAGGAUAAGUGGUUACGGAAAUUAAUGAAUGACUCCAAAGUGCUUCUCCAAACUGGGGGCGCUCCAACCGACAUCUGCUGUAUGUAAUACACUGGAUAUGAAUAAGUACCCCAUACGACCCCACUUAAAUAAUCUGAACUCUCCCUUAAAGUCACGGUGUGUUCCGACCUGUGUGUGAUUUUUUUUUUUUUUUUUUUUGUCAAACUUUAGUUUUCUUUGCAAAAUCCAAAUGACAAGUCCGUGUCAGACAGCUGACGGUAUUGUAAUGCCCUUUAAUUUUGAAUGUUUACAUGAAGGUAAAUAGGAAAGAGAAUCUGACUGCAGCGGACGACACAGGGUGAGUUAGUUAGUGUUGGUCUUUCUGUGGAGCCGGAUCCACAGCUGUAAGCUGCUGUAGUGAAUGUAACGGCCAAACAACCAAGGACUAUUUACAUUUCAUUGUUCUGUUUUUUUUUUUCAUUUAAUUAUUAUUUAACCCAUUAAAUGUUUUUUUUUAAUGUGGAAAUGUCCCUCAGAAAGUCACAGAGCCAAAGGUUACAUCUCAGCUAAACAAUAUUGGAUUUUCGGUGAUGUAACAGAAAGAAAAGCAGCAAAUAAUUUCAUUUCUGAACCUGAACCAGUGAUGUUUUUGUUUUUUUGCCCAACUAUCGAUUAUCAAAAUUGUUGCUGAUAUAUUUAUUAUUGAUUGAGUUAUGGUUGUUGCAGUAUUCACUGGUUUCCUGCAGCGUCUAAAGUGUGAAUGCAGACGUCACCAGACUGCACCAACAGGCCACUGAAUGCAUUUUCCCAACAUAAUUUAAAAAUGUUUCAUAUGCUUUCAUUGUGUUAACCACGAGCUUUGGCUUUGCUUUACAAUCAUACAUUUAUUUUAAAGAGAGCUUGCCUCCAUUAUUCCAAUGUCCACACUCUGUAUGUGAUGAACUUGAUCUGGAUCAUAAUAAUGCUUCUGGGGAGCAGGGUGACAGUUUUCACUCGUAGUUAGUGUUCACAGUAAUCCAUAGUAAAGCCAGUGCAGGCUGCUUGUUGACUGUAAAUGAACUCUAGAUGCUGGUGUGCUACAGUACAAGGUUGAAAUGUAUUCAGAGUGAGAUAAAGCUUUAAAUAUCCAUUGCCAAGUAUUUCUGUACCAUAUCCACUUGCUGAUUGAUGAUAAAGCAUUAUGAUUUCUAUGGAUGCCAUAUCUUUCUGUUACCAUAUUCAGUUAUGUCUUUUUAAUUGGCAACAAGCCGACUAAUUUAAAUAUGCAGCAGGACAAUCUUGCAGCAGGCUGUUGUAUGAAUGAUGAUGUAAUGUUUGCAGGACUUGCACUAAAUGUUGGUUAGACUGACGUGUUCGAACUUUGAAUACAGGAAAUGAUAUCU